Molecule: messenger RNA, 4194 nt
Organism: Cherax quadricarinatus
Lineage: Eukaryota; Metazoa; Arthropoda; Malacostraca; Decapoda; Parastacidae
Biological process (GO): SCF-dependent proteasomal ubiquitin-dependent protein catabolic process
Cellular component (GO): SCF ubiquitin ligase complex
Molecular function (GO): protein binding; RNA binding
Source: RefSeq, a predicted model, not a curated record
GAUGUGAUCCUGUAUAUACAGCCGGGUAUAAGAGUGAUGGUGGGUGGUGGAAGGAUCCAACCCUCGAGUGUGCCGCCUCUACUGUGUGCUGGUGAGCAACAAGGGUCUGGUGCCUGGCCCUGAGACAGUGUCUACCACCACUCUGAUGUGGAAAAUGUUUCCAAGUGGGAAUCCUAGUGAAGCUGCCUUCAGAGAAUGGAAAGGCAUUGAUGGAAGAGGAAAUUCACGAGGAGGUCGAGGAAGAGGUCGAGGCAGAUUCAGAGGGAGAGGAAGAGGAAGAGGCAGUCAAGAUGGUGUUGGAAAUGUUGAUGAAUUACCCAAGGACAUGAUUGAACCCUGUAAAGUGUACAUUGGAAAUUUACGACCCAGAAUUACCGAGAAGGAUUUGAGCACAGCAUUAUCACACUAUGUAAAGGUGGUGAAAGCUAUCAUCAUCAAAGAUAAGAACACAAGACGAAGUAAAGGAUAUGGUUUUGUCACGGUUGAAAAUCCUGAAGAUGUGCAGACAUUGUUAAACUUAAAGUAUGGAAAUCUUUACAUACAAGGACAGCAAAUGGUCAUUAAACCAGCUAGAAAACGAGUUACACUGCCUGGGGAUGACGAUUUUGUGCGUCGCCCUCUACCUGAUCGUGACUUUGAUUUAAGCCUUCCUGAUCCAGACAGUCCUACCAUUCACAUGCUUGUAGACGAUGUUCUUUACAAGAUCCUGGAAUAUUUAUCUAUACCAGAAUUAGUGAGCUGUGAAAGAGUGUGUCGACGGUGGCAGAUGUUGGUUCAUGGGAUGUUUACAAAAAUGAGUUCAUUGGAAAUAGCACCAGAGAAAUUAGGGCUGUAUGGACCAAUAACAAGUCCCAUUCUUGGUAAACUGCUCAUUCUUGCUGGCCUUACUCUGAAAUCACUUAAGGUGCAGAGUGUGGAUUUCUGCAGUAAACGACACGUCUUGAAAAUAAUAGGUCAGUUAUGUCCUGCACUUCAGUGCCUUGAUGUUACACAAGCUUAUGGUGUUAACUUCCACAACAUUGGUGCACUUAAAGCUAACUGUAAAAAUCUGACAAGCUUCAUUGCCAAGAAAUGCCCAGAUUUUGAUGAGAAGGCAUUGCAAGAACUCUUUCAUAGUUACCCACAACUAGAACAACUCGACAUAUCUGGGUGUCCAGUUACUGGCCAGUGUUUCAAUGAUCUUCCUGUUACCCUACAGAAACUUGUUAUAUCCAACUGUCCAAGUAUUACUCCAUCAUAUAUCAGGAAAAUUGGUGAACGGUGCCCAAACAUGUCCAUACUUGAGAUGGACAAUUGUGUGAUCACUCAGGAGGCACUUGAACAUAUUGGAAAAAAAUGCACAAACAUUACACGGCUAUCUGUGUCGAUAAGGAAUUCAAAAAUCAAUGAUUCUUUGGUGCACUUCAAAAAACUCCAGGAUUUAGCUGUAGAUACAGUGUCCAUAACUCUGCCAGUUAUAUUAGAAAAUAUGCCUGAUCUUGAAAUCGUUGCUAUUGUCGAUAAGCAGAAUGCAGGUGGAGAGACAGAUUUCUCUGUUUUAAAAAAACUAAAGGCAGUAAUUUUCUACCAGCUUGCUAUAACAUCUUCAUCUUUAAGAAGUUUGGCAAAAUGUUCUGCCUUGGAGGCAGUACACUUGCAGAACUGUGCGAAUAUUACUAAUGAGAUUCUUCUGGAUAUUCUUCGAGGAUGUCCAAAUAUAAAGAGGAUACGCUGCCCAAAUGUAGAUUUAAAUUUGAGCUUCAUUGCAACUGUCAAUAAAAUAAUGGAGGGCAGAUCAGGCAAAGUAGUAAUUGAAGUUCGUGCUGAUUUACUCUCUCCCAAAGAACUUUUGGAAGCCCAGUAUGACAGUACAAAGAUAACAUUUGAUAUCAUAUCUGGUUUUUCAUUUCUUGACGACUAUGCAGAUGAUGGAGAUGAUGACUCUUUGUAUUCUGAUGGCAGCUUUGAUGAUUUCUGGAUGUAUGGCUAUGAUAGUGAUCACAGUCUUCCAGAUGCACUCUUUUAUGGCGAUCAUCUGGAUUUCCUUCAUAAUCCCUUCGAUUUGUAUGGUUUUGGGUAUGACACUGAAGGUGAUUCAGAUUUCAGCAACUGAAGAUAACUACAUUAACAAAAUAUUUUUUUUUCUGUUUAGUGCAUGCACUACUUUAAACAGUGAUGUAUUCUUAUUUUACAUAUUAGAGCCAGUUCCCUUAAAUCAUUCUCUCUCUCUCCUUUUUCUGUUUUGUCCUGUUUCACAGUAACACUGAAAUUUUUAAUAAUUGUUACAGAUAUUACAUGGAUCAUGCUAGGGAUUUUAAACAAAAUAAGAUUAAAUGUAAUGGCAUACCAUCGUACUAAACACUGUUAUUUCUUUACGUAAUUUCAUUUUUUCGUCUUUAUUGUAUAGUUACGUACUAAUUACAGUGCCAGUGCUUGAAGUACCUCUUAAUGUAUUAUAGGGGUAAUAUUUAUAUUGUACCACAUCUUCUAAGUUUUACAGCCUUCCUUUCAUUAUAUGAGACAUCUGUUAUAAUGAUAAAUGUAGAAUUAACCAAAAACCUGCACUUAGGAGAGAAACCUUAUGAUUACAUUUUGGUUUGUCUUGAACUGUUGUCAGAUUGUAAUGGUCUAGUUCAGACUGAAAUGUCAUCAUAAGGUUCCUCUCAUAAGUGCAGGUUUUGGGUGAAUUGUUCCAGCCAUGGUAUUGUGACUUGUUAUUCAUAAAUGUGGCCCUUUUUAAUUUAAUUACAGAAUUUAAAAAAUGGACAAAGUAUUUUUUCUUUAUCAUUUGAGUCUUGUGUAUAUUUGUGACUGCUGCACAUGUAAAUUGAAUAAACACUUUCUAAAAAGUUGGUCAGAAAGCUUAUUAAUAAAAAAUUGCCAAAAUCAGAAAAAAAUAUAAUUUGUAUGCCAUUUUUGAAUGAGUUUAUUGAUAGAAUAAAGCAAUGCAUUCAAAUAAGAUGUGUACUAUUGUCACAUUUUGAAGACAAAUAAAUUUGCUAUUGAGAAUAUUAGUCAUUGUAAAGUAAAGUGUUUUAAUUUAACUUUUGUAUUUAUAUUUUUUAGAAUAAAAUACAUGUAUAUACAGGGAAAAACUAAGUUUAAAAUAAAAUACGGGGAAAAGUAAGUGUUACACUGUAUAUGAAGCAUGAAAAAACAAGGAUAGAACAGCGAUUGGUGUUUUAAGUAUUUCCAUUUUGAUACUGCAAUUAGGAACAUGCUGAUAGCAGAUUAAAAGAUAAAAUACUGUAUGCAUUUCUUCCGAAGCAUAAAGGAAUAGUAAUCUAGUUAUGGUUUAACUAGAGAAAUGCACAUUGUUUAACCAAGUUACCUAAAGAUAUAGUUGCUUUCAGGAUCUGUAUUAAGUAAUUUUAACAUCAAAAAGCCUUUAAUUAAAGACUAUGGUAUCCCACUAUAAGAAGUACUAGGUACUAUAUUGCAGAUUUUGUGAGUGCACUAAUAUAUAAAUGAUAUACAACUCGUUUUAUAUUUUUCAUCUUAAUAUUUGACCCAAUGCAGUUUUUAUUAGAAAGUGAGUACAGUAUUUUGUUUUCAAAUAUUAUAUAUAUACAUAUUGAAUUUUGAAAUUAUUUUCUAAUGAAGGUAAAAGUAUGAAGAAUCACCUUCAGGUUUACUUAAAUUGUUUUACUGCAUUUUAGGAGCAUUAGAAAUUAGGAAGAUUUAAAGGAAACAAUCAUGAUACAUAUAUUGGUAAUUUCCUAAAGUGCCUUUUCAUAAACAAAUUAUUCUAAUGUAGACUGAUAGGUACUGAAAAAAUUUUUGAUAUUAAUCAUUUGCAUUUAAUUCAAAAUUACAAUUUUUUUUCAUCUUGGUUUUUACUAAAAAAAAAAAAAUUGGAGAAGAGAAUGUAAUUACUAUGCUGGUAACAGUUUUGGAUUCUGGGGCUUCGUCUUUGUUCCAGGUAGAAUAGUGCCAUAUAAAGUUCAAUAUUAAUCUGGACAUUUUUUAGUUGUUUACCCAAGGAUACAUCAAUUAUCACCUUGGAUUUUUGUGGUCCUAUUUAUUUAAAUUUAAGAGUUUGUUAUUUUUUAACAUUGCUGGUACUUUGACAUGAAUCCAUAAAAUCCAACUGGUACCUCUUUAUUUUUGAUAAUUUUCUUUUUCAUAAUGCAUAUUUCCAAAGAUUAAUUAAUGUAUACAUUUUUAUACACAACUAUGUAACUCAACCAAAAAAACAUAAAAUUGUUACCCUGA